AAAACCAAGGCAACCCAAAACACUUUUCCUUCUUGUUUUUUUUACUAUUUUUCUCCACUUUCUGGAGAUUGUCAUCAUUGAUGUUUAUUGUUUCUUUUUCCUACUCCUACUCCUUGGGUUUAUGCAUGAAAGGAGUCGAACCCCACUUUCCAACUUAGAAUUAUCGUUGGGGUAUUUCUGGAAUUGGAACAUGCAUCAUUUUGUUGCGAGAUGCUUGUUUCUUUUUCUUGGGACAUUGAUUUCUUUUGUCCAUUCAAAGACAGAUUCGCCAGAUGUUUCUGCCCUCAAUGUGAUGUUUAAAAGCCUGAAUAGUCCUUCCCAAUUGCAUGGUUGGAAAAGCAGUGGUGGUGACCCUUGUGGUGAUUCCUGGGAAGGGAUCAAAUGUUCGGGCUCAUCGGUGACCGAAAUAGACUUGAGCGAUCAUAACUUAAAAGGACAAUUGGGGUACCAGUUAUCGAGCUUGUCUUCAGUAAAGAUCUUUGAUGUAAGCAAGAACAACCUCAAUGGUGAUAUCCCGUAUCAAUUACCUCCCAAUGCUGAACGCAUAGACCUUUCUGAAAACAAAUUUAAUGGUAAUGUGCCUUACUCGAUAUCUCAGAUGAUCAACCUUCAAGAAAUAAAUCUUAGCCAUAAUCAACUCAAUGGACAGUUGAGCGAUAUGUUUGCAAAAGUUAAAAAACUUAAAUCAUUUGAUGUAUCCAACAAUCAACUGUCUGACAAUCUGCCAAAUUCUCUUGCAAAUCUUACUAAUUUGAACACUUUGCAUCUGCAGAACAACAAAUUCACUGGUACAGUAAAUGUCCUUACCGACCUUCCCCUCAAUGAUCUGAAUGUUGAAAAUAACAAAUUUACCGGAUGGAUUCCUAAUGAGUUGAAGGAGAUUGACCAACUAGAAACUGGAGGAAAUUCUUGGUCAACUGGAUCAGCUCCCCCUCCACCGCCUGGUGUACGACACCGCCGUCAUACCAAUCACGAAGAGAAGAAAAAUGAAGCUUCAGAGAAAGCUCUUCGAAAUGGAUUGAUCAUAGGUUUUUCAUGUUUAGGUGGAGCCUCUCUUCUCCUCGUUCUUGUUUGUGUAUUUACAAGGAGAAGAUCACCUCCCCCAUCCUCAUAUUUCCUUGAUGAAGAUAUGAUCAGUCGGCGUAAAGGUUUUACUCCCCUUCAUUCACAAGAGUUGGGCACUGAAACAUAUGUUGGCAUUUUGAAAGAACCCAAAGAUUUUAUGUCAAUGGAUCCAGGCAAUGGAGAUAUGAAGUCUUUGCUAAAAUCUCCAUCGAUGGGCCUUAGGCGUUCGGUCUCAGGUCGUGUGUCCUUCAGUGAAAAUGAGUUUGCAAACCGUCUAAAAGGAAGAAGAAGCACUUCUGUUCAAGUUGUACCUUAUUCUUUGGGAGAUUUGCAGAAAAGAACUGAUAAUUUCGCACCAGGUCGCCUUCUGGGCCAGGGCACCAUUGGACGAGUUUAUAGGGCAAAAUAUCCAGACGGAAAGGUUUUAGCAGUGAAAAAGAUAGAUUCCUCUCUUUUUCAAGGCCAAAAGCCAGACGAAUUCUCGAAACUUGUUACGAAUAUCUCAAAGCUUCACCAUCCUAACAUUGCUGAACUCGUUGGCUAUUGUUCAGAACAAGGGCAUAACAUGCUAAUAUAUGAAUAUUUCAGGAAUGGCUCACUUCAUGAGUUCCUACAUAUAGCAGAUGAUUUCAGCAAACCCCUAACUUGGAAUACAAGAGUCAGAAUUGCUUUAGGUGUCGCCAGGGCUGUUGAGUAUCUCCAUGACGUUUGUUCUCCACCUAUGGUUCAUAAGAACAUUAAGUCAUCCAAUAUUUUGCUUGAUCUUGAACUCAAUCCUCGACUAUCCGACUACGGCAUGGCAUGCUUUCAUCAGCGUACAAGCCAGAACCUGGGUAUGGGAUACAAUGCUCCAGAAUGUAUAAAGCCAUCAGCAUAUACAUUAAAGAGCGAUGUGUACAGUUUUGGGGUCGUAAUGUUGGAGCUACUGACCGGUCGGAUGCCGGUGGAUAAUCAAAAACCAAGAUCAGAGCAGUGCUUAGUGAAAUGGGCCAGACCUCAGCUUCAUGACGCUGAUGCAUUGGUAGGAAUGGCUGAUCCUGCCUUGAGGGGACUCUAUCCUCCCAAAUCACUCCCUCCCUUUGCUGAUAUUGUUUCCCUCUGUGUACAGACGGAUCCCGAACGUAGAGCUCCGAUAUCGGAGGUGGUGCAAGCAUUGGUCCGAUUAGUUCAACAAUCAACCAUAAACAUGAAGGAAGAUCUUUCAUCUUCUUGCAGGACAACUGACACCGACUAUGAAUUUGUUUGA
Hibiscus syriacus is the source of this 2311-nucleotide messenger RNA. Its product is annotated as protein STRUBBELIG-RECEPTOR FAMILY 5-like. Gene Ontology annotation, biological process: protein phosphorylation. The coding region runs from base 122 to 2311 and encodes 729 amino acids. Gene Ontology annotation, molecular function: ATP binding; receptor serine/threonine kinase binding; protein kinase activity. The transcript is spliced from 16 exons. NCBI's taxonomy places the organism in Eukaryota, Viridiplantae, Streptophyta, Magnoliopsida, Malvales, Malvaceae. The record is from RefSeq and is a predicted model, not a curated record.